UCGACCGUCGAGUCUACCAACGGAUCAUCGCUCACACCACUCGUGCAUCGAACGGUGACAAUACGCUUUUCGCUCGUGAAAAACUAGUGAACUGUGAAAUGUGCAAGAAAAUAAAAUAAAUACUAAAUUAAAAUUACUUCCUACAUACUGACAUUUAUUAAUGUGAUCAAAGUGGUAUUUCAGUGACUUUUGCGGAGAUUGUAGGAGAGAAACUAUUACGGCUCUACUUUCAGAGAUCACUUUAUUUUAAAUAACACAAUGUAUUGCGAUGUUAUAAUAUUAACGUUUUUGACAAUACCUCUGGUAAAUAGCCAUAGUAACAUACUCCCAAUGCUCGACGAUCAGGACACAGUCGAGAGAUUUAAUAGACAUGAUUUGCCGAGCUUUACGUAUGAAGACGGUUAUCAAGUUAGUACUCCACCACCGAUCAUGGGGCCUGAUCCAAUUGCUCAGAAUAUUUAUAACAACAUACAGUACGCACCACUUAACACUCGAAAUAACCAGAGAACUAAAAACAUAGCUGACGAGUAUACUAAGAUCACUCCAAGCCUAGGCGGAGCGUCUACACCGAAAGAACCUUUACUUUACACGAGAAGCCCAGGCACAACUUCAAUUUCAAGCGUCCCAAAAUCCCAUUUGGAGCCUAGAGUUCCUAAUCAAAUGAAUGCUGAAGCAAUGAAGUGCUAUAGUCCAGGGCAAAGUGUUGAAGUUCUUACAGUUAGUCGAAGCCCGGGACACAAUGCCAUCUAUAGAAGUUUUCCAGAACCAGUUCCGAGAGAUAAUAAGCUUUUUAAGUUGAACAACUUUGUAAGGUCGUUCGGCGUAUACCACGACAUAGAACCAGUAUUGACAACAACGUUAGCAACAUUUGAACUGCCUUCAGAGAAUGUGGCUAGACCCUUCAGUAUGAACCAAAAUUAUGGUCUAAAUCCCAAUAAUAUGGAAGCGGGGCCUGGAAUUGAUAAGAAAAAACGUCAAUAUUCACCGUACGCUAAGCUUCACAGGUUGCAUCUGAACAUUGCAAGGGUAUACAGUCCAGGACAGGUGGUACCGCCACAGGCACCACCAUUCACCGACACUUACUCCAUGAACUACCAAAGGUUACCAGUACAUCCCAAAGCUUAUGCACCAUCCCCUUACCAAGGCUUGUCAAAGAAACCAAGAUACGUAUACCCAGAUCAAGAAAAACAGAAAGGUUACCGUUUCCGCUUGCCAUGAAUACGCAAAAUAUGAUCGUUAAAUUGUAAAUACAUUACUAGAUAAAUUGUAUUUUUGUCGAUAGUAGGUACUUCUAGCGAUGUGCCAUGUGAGGUAGUCACAUAAGCACUAUGGGAUCAUUUGACUUUAUAUACUAUGGAAAUUGUUUAAAGAUUAAUAUAAAAUCUGCUCAGUGAAUCUCCCUAUAACGAAAAGAACAUGUUAUAGAAAGUACUUAAACUAUCUUCACUGUCAUUAUCUGUUUGCUCUUCACCCAAUUUAAUUGACGUGACAAUGUUUAUAAAAAUGUGAUUCUACACAAAGGCUUGGUUAUGUAUACAACUAGUUUUAAUUUCGUACAAUUCUGGCGAUGAGGACAAUCGAUGACAAAUUAUUUGAAGGUUUUAAAAUCAAAUCGUUGACUCUAUUUGAUUGUAUUGUUAUUCUCUGUGUAUGAUACACAAACAAAUAAUUAUUUGUCUUCUAGAAUAUGCAAAUUUGGAAGUUACUAUAACGUCCAUUAUCAUAACAAGAACAUAGUUCCCUAAGCUUACUUAAGAAUCGAGUGGGCGUCAAUUUAGGGAUGCAAUUUUAUGCAAAAUGGGCAGUGUAAUUUGUUCAAGAUUUUUUAUUGAAUAAACAGCGAUAUCUUAAUAUUCAAAUUUGCUGUUAAAGUUAACUUUAAUGACAAAAUAUAGGAAUGAAAUUCGUAUUCAAGCUUUUUAAAAUAUGUCAAUUUUCUAGUAGAAAAAUCUUCAUUGCCAUUGGCCAUAAUGUGUCAUAAUAAUAUUAUAGAAUGAUUAGGUUUUUAUAAGAACAAUAUUUGUAAUUAUUAAGAUUUAAUCCAGCCAUAUUUGUAAUGUAUAUCCCUUUCUGUUUAGUUUAAUAGACAAUAGGAACAUCGUAACAAAUAUGAAAACAUGAUUGAGAACAAUGCCUUCGCUGAACAAGAUACUAAACAACAGUGCCCUACUAACGAGACAAUAGAAAAUCAACAAAAAUAUCUUGUACUCAUAUACAAAAUAAUAAUAAUUCUCUCAUGCACUUGACAUAAUAGAAAAACUGAAAAUAUUUAUAAAAUAAAGUCAUUAAGUCAUUACCUCCUGAAUUAAUAUAAAUUAAAAAUGUAUAAGUUUAACAAUUACUCGAAAGUGUACAAUGUAAUCAUAUUAUGAAUCAUUUCGCGGCUUAUUAUCGAAACUAUUUAGAAAAUUAAGUACGGUACUGGACUAUUAUGAAAAAAAAUCUUCAAUUGAUGAAUAAAUGCGAAAUUAUUCUGAUGUGAAAUCAUUUUUGUUUUAUUGUAAUCUGUGAAAAUCAAGUAAUAUAAUGU
Molecule: messenger RNA, 2530 nt
Organism: Spodoptera frugiperda (fall armyworm)
Lineage: Eukaryota; Metazoa; Arthropoda; Insecta; Lepidoptera; Noctuidae
Exons: 4
Coding region: 259-1218 (319 amino acids)
Source: RefSeq, a predicted model, not a curated record